Molecule: messenger RNA, 984 nt
Organism: Galendromus occidentalis (western predatory mite)
Lineage: Eukaryota; Metazoa; Arthropoda; Arachnida; Mesostigmata; Phytoseiidae
Exons: 2
Coding region: 1-984 (327 amino acids)
Source: RefSeq, a predicted model, not a curated record
AUGGUGAGACCAGAACAAAACCGACUGCGUUCUUCACAAGUGCGCUCCGAUGAAACUGAGGAUGAGAGGUCGGCUAGAUUGCUACAGAAAAGGCUGCGGAGUUGUCGUUCAAGAGAACAGGCACGGCAGGAAUUGAAUUGCGCAGCAUUUGAGUAUGAUCCUGCUCAUGAUUAUAUUACAUAUGCUGGCCUUGAAAUCGGUGAGAUGACAAGUGUAUGUAAGUUUUGUCGUGCAUUGAAAUCUGCGAACGAAAGUCCAGGAGUGUGCUGUGCGGGGGGCAAGGUCGAAGUACCCGAUUUACACCCACCACCUGAGCCGUUGUCAACUCUGAUGAGCGGACAAACGAAGAAAUCGCAGCGUUUUUUAGCCAAUAUUCGCAUGUACAAUUCAUUUUUUCAAAUGACAUCAUUUGGUGCGACUGGAAUCAUACGUGGUUCCUACAUGCCGACCUUCAAAAUCCAAGGUCAGGUAUAUCAUCGUCAUGGGUCACUUUUGCCAUUGCUGGAUGCCGAUCAUCGGUUCCUCCAAAUCUAUUUCAUGGGAAACGCCGAGGAACAGGUCGAUCGACGAUGCAGCAUCCACACUGGUACAGAUAGGGAAAUCGUUGGUUGUUUACAAAAGCUUUUCCAUCAGUACAACAGGAUGGUGAAGCUGUUCACGAUCACUCUGGAACGCAUGCCAGCUGAUGAUUAUGUUUUUGUCAUACGAGCGGACAAGACGCCGGCGGGGGAACACGGAGAGCGAUACAAUGCUCCCACAAUCAAUGAAGCAGCAAUCGUGAUAGCUGGAGAGGAAUUGAGGUCCCGUGACAUAAUUCUCCAUCGCCGGAGUGGUGACCUCCAAGGAGUCUCUGGAACACAUCGUUCCUACGACGCUUUACAGUACCCGAUCCUAUUUUGGCAAGGGGAUGAUGGAUAUCACUUCAACAUUAAUAUGAGAAACGCGGUGACGGGUGAAGAGUCUGACAAGAAGAGUCCGGACUGA